Striga asiatica is the source of this 476-nucleotide messenger RNA. The record is from the annotation of a GenBank genome assembly. Lineage: Eukaryota; Viridiplantae; Streptophyta; Magnoliopsida; Lamiales; Orobanchaceae.
UCAGAAAAAAACUGAUGCACAAAACCACAGAGGAAUUAUUCUUCUAAUGAUUAAGUUACACUUAUUCUUCAAUGCCUUUUGCUCUGAAGAACUUGGCCAGAUUUGGCAUCACCUUUGUUCUCCUCCUGACAGAGAAGGACGUGGAUCUUUGAGUACCACGAAUUACUGGAGACCCGGAUUCUCGAGCUUUUCCUCGUCUUCUGUUUAUGGACUUUCCAGAAAAUCCAGACCUUGGCUUCGGAUAUUCAGGUUUCACCAUUUGCCUCCACUUCUCAAAGUCUACCUCGGCCUCAACCCAUGCCUGAGCAGCCUCGACUUUUCUAUCCGCAACCUUGUGGGCCCCGGCCGCAUGCCCUGUCAGCUGAUAGCUCGGAUUCUGCUUCGACCUUUGCUAGUUCUGCGAACUGUCGGCUCUCCUUUAGCUGGUGAUUGUCCCUCUUUGCCUGAUGUAGCUCUCUUGUUUUGUGAUUAGGCUU